AUGGCCACCACAAAGAUCAAGAUCGAGGACAACAGCCUGAAAACCGGGACCGGCCGCGCUGACAAUGAGCAGCCGACUUGUCAAACCCCCAUAGAGCCGACCAGCGACAUUGCCGGCGGCGUGUACUAUGGACGCGACCUAACCCGCAUCGCCACCGGCCGCCGCAGUCUCUCGCGCGCCCGUACCCACAAUUUCGACGCCGAUGGUGACGAGGGCGGCGGCUGGCGUCGAGACGGCGACAAGAAGCAGGUAUUCAGGGGCAAGACUCUGCUCUGGCUCACAUAUCAGUCCAUUGGUGUCAUCUACGGGGACAUUGGAACCAGCCCCCUCUAUGUGUACUCGUCGACGUUCUCGGCGACGCCGACGAGGGAUGAGAUCAUCCAAGUGCUGUCGCUCAUCAUCUGGUCUUUGACUCUCAUAGUCACCGCUAAAUAUGUCUUCAUCAUCCUUCGCGCUGACAACGAAGGCGAGGGGGGCACCUUCAGCUGCUACUCUCUCCUGACGCGAUAUGCAAACAUCACCGGCAGAGAUCCUCGCGAAGAAGUCACGAACAGCAAAUUCACCCGCGCUUUCUUGAAAACGAUUGGCGUCCUGGCCGUCUCCAUGGUAAUGGCCGACGGCGUCCUCACCCCGGCUCAGUCGGUGCUGGGCGCCAUCCAGGGUUUAUCGGUUGUCAAACCCGACAUCGGCACACCAACCAUUAUCGGUACCACCUGUGGCAUCCUUAUCCUCCUCUUUCUCAUCCAGCCCCUAGGGACGACUAGGAUUGCCUGGUUUUUUGCACCCAUUGUUAUAGUUUGGCUCGGCCUCAACGGCUGCUUCGGCAUUUACAAUCUCGUCAAGCACGACUGCACUGUCCUCAAGGCCUUUAGCCCCUCGUUUGCCAUCCAGUUCUUCGUCGAGCACGGGACUGAGGGGUGGAAGAUGCUAGGCGGCGUCCUGCUCGCCUUCACCGGCGUCGAAGCGCUCUUUGCUGAUCUCGGCGCCUUCAGCAUGCGCGCUGUGCAGUUGAGCUGGCUUUUCUGGACAUUUCCGUGCCUACUGCUCGCAUACAGCGGACAAGCUGCCUACCUUUCUCUCGCGCCAGACAAGUACACGAACCCCUUCUUCAAUACUGUCCCUCCCGGAAUGUUCUACCCUAGCUUAGUUUUUGCCAUCUUGGCUGCUAUUGUUGCUUCGCAGGCUAUAAUCACGGCCACGUUCCAGCUGAUCAGCCAAAUCAUGAAGCUCUCGUAUUGCCCGCAGGUGAAAGUCGUCCACACCUCCACCACGUUCCAUGGCCAGCUAUACGUCCCUUUCCUCAACUGGAUACUCAUGCUCGGAACCAUUAUCGUUACCGCCGUCUACAACAACACCACAAGCCUGGGCCAUGCUUACGGCGUUUGCGUCAUUUUCGUCACCUUCUUCGAUACCCUCAUGGUCACGCUCGUUGCAGUCCUCGUCUGGCGUCUUCCAAUAUGGCUAGUGUUCAUGCCGGCCCUAACCUUUGCUACCCUCGACGGGUUAUAUCUCUCGUCGGCCCUGAACAAAGUACCUGAUGGCGCGUGGUUUACGCUUCUUCUAUCCGCCAUCUUGGCUGGCUUGUUUCUGCUGUGGAGAUUCGGCAAGGAGAACCAGUGGCGCGCUGAAGCCGAGGAUCGUUUCCCACCCAGGAAUCUCGUCACGAAGAAUGCGGACGGGUCAUUGGCGCUGACUCCUCGUUGGGGUGGCAUCCAAAUAUCUACCGUCGGUGGUUUCGGCAUCUUCUUCGACAAGACUGGAGUCCUUACUCCGAGCGUCUUCACCCACUUCAUCUCCAAACUUGGCGCUGUGCCGAAUAUCUCCGUCUUCUUUCACCUCCACCCAGUCGAGACUCCAUCUGUCGCCGACGAGGAACGCUACCACGUCUCACGAUUCACUCCCAUCCCCGGCUGUUACCGCCUCGUCAUCCGCCAUGGCUACAUGGACGAGAUCAUCAGCCCAGACUUGGGUAUUUUGAUUUACAAACAGAUACGCAAGUUCAUCAUGAAUCAAGACGCUGCCAACCCCGUCGCCGACAAGUCCGUCACCGAAAACGAGCAAGGCAUCAGUGUGACGUCGACACCCAAUGGAAGUCCGGAAAACCUUCCCGAGCUCAUGGAUGAGCGGCUCGCGGCGGAGUUGGCGAGGCUUGAUCGCGCAUAUACUCAAAAGGUACUGUAUAUUGUGGGCAAGGGGCAAAUGCGAGUCCGGCCGGGGACGAGCAUCGUGAGAAGAAUUCUGUUGGUCACCUUUCUUUGGAUAAGAGACAACACCCGGGGGAAGGUUGCGAACCUGAGGUUGACAAUGGAGAGGAUUGUUGAAGUGGGGUUUGUAAAAGAGAUAUAA
Messenger RNA from Hirsutella rhossiliensis, 2346 nucleotides. RefSeq names its product potassium transporter. The record is from RefSeq and is a predicted model, not a curated record. Gene Ontology annotation, biological process: potassium ion transmembrane transport. The transcript is spliced from 6 exons. Bases 1 to 2346 code for a protein of 781 amino acids. Gene Ontology annotation, molecular function: potassium ion transmembrane transporter activity. Lineage: Eukaryota; Fungi; Ascomycota; Sordariomycetes; Hypocreales; Ophiocordycipitaceae. Gene Ontology annotation, cellular component: membrane.